Messenger RNA from Cyprinus carpio (common carp), 1003 nucleotides. Its product is annotated as UDP-glucuronosyltransferase 2A1-like. NCBI's taxonomy places the organism in Eukaryota, Metazoa, Chordata, Actinopteri, Cypriniformes, Cyprinidae. Gene Ontology annotation, molecular function: UDP-glycosyltransferase activity. Bases 79 to 753 code for a protein of 224 amino acids. The record is from RefSeq and is a predicted model, not a curated record. The transcript has a single exon.
UACAGAGAGCUGCUUGAGCGUCACUUUGCACCCGGCACUGAUCUUCUGACAAUACAACAAUCUGCUAACAUUUGGUUGAUGAGAAUGGACUUUGUUUUUGAGUUUCCACGGCCCACCAUGCCUAACGUGGUCUUCAUGGGUGGCUUUCAAUGUCAGCCGGCUCAAGCACUUCCUACGGAGCUGGAAGAGUUUAUACAGGGCUCUGUGGAGCAUGGAGUAUCCAUCAUGUCCUUGGGAGCAGUAGUCAGUGCUCUUCCUACAGCAAUCACAGAAGCCAUUGCUACAGCCUUUGCUGAGAUCCCUCAGAAAGUCUUGUGGAGGUACCAAGGGGAACAACCUUCAACUCUAGAAAACAUCACUUUAAUUCUAGAGUGGUUUCCACAGAAUGAUCUCCUGGGGCAUCCAACAACUUGUGUGUUUGUAUCUCACGGCGGCACCAAUGGUAUCUACAGUAUGAAGCUAUUUACCAUGGAGUCCCCGUCUCAGCUUUGCCACUCCUCUUUGACCUGUUUGACAAUGUUCUGCGACUGCAGGUUCGAGGUGCGGCUCGAGUGCUUCAAGUCACAGUGCUCACCUCGCAAGAGUUCCUCGAAGCCCUCAAAGAUGUCCAAACUGUCAGAGCUUAAUUGUGAUCGGCCCUGUCUCCUCUCGAUAGCACCACUUUUUGGAUUGAGUACGUUAUUAGACACAAAGGAGCAGCUCACUUUCACUCAGAGGGGAAUAAUUUGCCUUGGUACUCUUACCACAACAUAGAUAUGUUGGCCUUUCUGCUGACGUUCACUGUGAUUGCUCUUUUGACCUUAGCAUAUGUCUGCAAGCUUUUGUGUUGCAGGAAGUCAAUCAAAAAGAGGAAGGUGGAAUGAACAUCUGAUAUGUACUUUUUGAAAAGCUGAUGAAACACUGAAUUAAAUGCAGUAGCCAAAUAUCAGUUCAGUUUUUUUUUCCUACCCAACUCUGUUCCAAAACAUGUACUGCUAAUAUUAUUCCUGUAGCAUAGUGCUAG